Equus caballus (horse) is the source of this 3712-nucleotide messenger RNA. It is a transcript of the gene ACE2, whose product is annotated as angiotensin converting enzyme 2. NCBI's taxonomy places the organism in Eukaryota, Metazoa, Chordata, Mammalia, Perissodactyla, Equidae. Gene Ontology annotation, cellular component: plasma membrane. Gene Ontology annotation, biological process: proteolysis. Gene Ontology annotation, molecular function: peptidyl-dipeptidase activity; metallopeptidase activity. The record is from RefSeq and is a predicted model, not a curated record.
UUUCUGGGUGAAGAAAUGUUUUCCCUGUGCGAAGCUUUCGUAAUCACAGUCAAGCAAGCCCAUGAGUCCUGUCAUUUAAAGUGGCUUCUGUCUUUUAUCUAAGAUGCUCACACCUCCACCCUGGGAAUGAGAAAACUGAUCCAGCACCUGAGAUUCAACAGAAUAACCACUCAAGUCCCUUUGAAUUCUAUGUUGCCAUGAUCCCAUGGCGAUGGGUGACCAGAAGUUGACAUGAACACUUUUUGAAUAUCAUGCCACGUGGAGGCAUUCUUACUUCCUUGUGAACGUGACUGAGUUUUGAAUGGUGCCCAACCCGAGUUCAAAGGCUGAUGAGAGAAAAAAACUCAUGAGGAGGUUUUACUCUCGGGAAAGUUGUUCAGUGGAUGUGAUCUUGGCGCAGAGGGAAAGAUGUCAGGCUCUUCCUGGCUCCUUCUCAGCCUCGUUGCUGUAACUGCUGCUCAAUCCACCACUGAGGACCUAGCCAAGACAUUUUUGGAGAAGUUUAACUCUGAAGCUGAAGAGCUGUCUCAUCAAAGUUCACUUGCUUCUUGGAGUUAUAACACCAAUAUUACUGACGAGAAUGUCCAAAAGAUGAAUGAAGCCGGGGCCAGAUGGUCUGCCUUUUAUGAAGAACAGUGCAAGCUUGCCAAAACUUAUCCACUAGAAGAAAUUCAGAAUCUCACAGUCAAGCGUCAGUUGCAGGCCCUUCAGCAGAGUGGGUCAUCAGUGCUCUCAGCAGACAAGAGCAAACGCUUGAACGAAAUUCUAAAUACAAUGAGCACCAUCUACAGUACUGGAAAAGUUUGUAACCCAAGUAAUCCACAGGAGUGCUUAUUACUUGAACCAGGUUUAGAUGCCAUAAUGGAAAACAGCAAAGACUACAAUCAGAGGCUCUGGGCUUGGGAAGGCUGGAGGUCUGAGGUUGGCAAGCAGCUGAGGCCAUUGUAUGAAGAGUAUGUGGUCCUGAAAAAUGAGAUGGCAAGAGCAAACAAUUAUGAGGACUAUGGGGAUUAUUGGAGAGGAGAUUAUGAAGCAGAGGGGCCGAGUGGCUAUGACUAUAGCCGCGACCAGUUGAUUGAAGAUGUGGAACGCACCUUUGCAGAGAUUAAACCAUUAUAUGAACAUCUUCAUGCUUAUGUGAGGGCAAAGUUGAUGGAUACUUACCCUUCCCAUAUCAAUCCGACUGGAUGCCUCCCUGCCCAUUUGCUUGGUGAUAUGUGGGGUAGAUUUUGGACAAAUCUAUACUCUUUGACAGUCCCCUUUGGACAGAAACCAAACAUAGAUGUUACCGAUGCAAUGGUGGACCAGAGCUGGGAUGCAAAGAGGAUAUUCGAGGAGGCUGAGAAGUUCUUUGUGUCUGUUGGCCUUCCUAAUAUGACUCAAGGAUUCUGGGAAAACUCCAUGCUAACUGAGCCAGGCGAUGGCCGGAAAGUUGUCUGCCACCCCACAGCCUGGGACCUGGGGAAGGGUGACUUCAGGAUCAAGAUGUGCACAAAGGUGACAAUGGAUGACUUCCUGACAGCCCACCAUGAGAUGGGACACAUCCAGUAUGACAUGGCAUAUGCUGUACAACCCUACCUGCUAAGAAAUGGAGCUAAUGAAGGGUUCCAUGAAGCUGUUGGGGAAAUCAUGUCACUUUCUGCAGCUACACCUAACCAUCUGAAAGCCAUUGGUCUUCUGCCACCUGAUUUUUAUGAAGACAGUGAAACAGAAAUAAACUUCCUCCUCAAACAAGCACUUACAAUUGUUGGAACUCUACCGUUUACUUACAUGUUAGAAAAGUGGAGGUGGAUGGUCUUUAAGGGUGAAAUUCCCAAAGAGGAGUGGAUGAAAAAGUGGUGGGAGAUGAAGCGAGAGAUAGUCGGGGUAGUGGAACCUGUGCCCCAUGAUGAAACAUACUGUGACCCCGCAGCUCUGUUCCAUGUUGCUAAUGAUUACUCAUUUAUCCGAUAUUACACAAGGACCAUCUAUCAAUUCCAGUUUCAAGAAGCCCUUUGUCAAACAGCUAAACAUGAAGGUCCCCUGCACAAAUGUGAUAUCUCCAAUUCCACUGAAGCUGGGCAGAAGCUGCUCCAAAUGCUGAGCCUUGGAAAAUCAGAACCCUGGACCUUAGCAUUGGAACGUAUUGUAGGAGUGAAGAAUAUGGAUGUAAGACCACUGCUCAAUUACUUUGAGCCCUUGUUUACCUGGCUGAAAGACCAGAACAAGAAUUCUUUUGUGGGAUGGAGCACCAACUGGAGUCCAUAUGCUGACCAAAGCAUCAAAGUGAGGAUAAGCCUAAAAUCAGCUCUUGGAGAAAAAUCAUAUGAAUGGAAUGACAAUGAAAUGUACUUGUUCCAGUCAUCUGUUGCAUAUGCCAUGAGAGUGUAUUUUUUAAAAGCCAAAAACCAGACAAUUCUUUUUGGGGAGGAGGACGUGUGGGUGAGUGAUUUGAAACCAAGAAUCUCUUUCAACUUCUUUGUCACUUCACCUAAAAAUGCAUCUGACAUCAUUCCUAGAACUGAUGUUGAAGAGGCCAUCAGGAUGUCCCGGAGCCGUAUCAAUGAUGCUUUCCGCCUGGAUGACAACACCUUGGAGUUUCUGGGUAUUCAGCCGACACUGGGACCCCCUUACCAGCCACCUGUUACUGUAUGGCUGAUUGCUUUUGGGGUUGUGAUGGGCCUGGUAGUGGUUGGUAUUGUCGUACUCAUCGCCACCGGCAUCAGAGGUCGAAGGAAGAAAAAUCAAGCAAGAAGUGAAGAAAAUCCUUACGCCUCUGUGGAUUUGAGUAAAGGAGAAAAUAAUCCAGGAUUCCAAAAUGGCGAUGAUGUUCAGACUUCGUUUUAGACAAAUCUGUUUUAUUUCCUCUUGAGGUGAUUUUGUCGUAUGAAAAUGUUAAUUUCAUGAUACAGAAAAUAUGAUAUUAUAAAGAUGUCACUAAAUAUCAAAACUAUGGCUCUGCUCAGGAAAAGUUGUCAAAGAAGACACGCCUGAGGAGAGGGCAUCUUCACUUGCAUUGCUUUUAAUAUUUAUUUCUGCCUCAGAAUUUGACUUCUCUUCUGUUUCCUAAAAGAGAUUUUUUUCUAUUCGAGAAUAAUAGGGAAAGUGUGUCUUUGGCCUCACAGGCUCUUCAGGGGUGACGGAAAUGGAAAUGUCUGUUGCAUUGCUGGAGUUAAAAAAAAAAAAAGGUUGUAUGGUGGGAAAAAGUGUUGGGGCCUUGUAUGGAAUCUGGACAGAUCGCUUUUAGGGACAGUGCCCGUGAACUGAUGGAGCUGCAGGGAUUAAGAAUGGCACACACUGUUCACUUCUAUUUAAUUCAAAUGUGUAGGAUGAUACACUCUCUUCAUGUAAACUUAACCUAAGUACUAUAGCGAUUUGCCCACAGUGAUGAUUGAACUGGACCAUCCCUUCUUCAGGGUGACAGGUCUAAAGAAGAGAGAAGAAUCCGGAGAACAGUUAGAGGACAUUGACUUCUGGCUUCCAAGCUGCUUAAUCAUUGUUUCCCUGACAACAUAAAAUUAGCCCCAGGGCCCUCCAUGCCUCCGCCAGGGCACACCUGAUAGAAACUCACUUACAUUGUCCUCUAACUGGGGAGUGAAUGGAAAUCCCAACUGAAAGUCACCCUCUGAAGUAGGCACCCAAUCUCUUAAAUCUUUUGUAUUUAUUCACAAUGUUUGAGUAGUACUGAGCACAAAGCAGAUACUCAAUAAAUAUUCACUAGAUUUACACACUC